Molecule: messenger RNA, 2114 nt
Organism: Ficedula albicollis (Collared flycatcher)
Lineage: Eukaryota; Metazoa; Chordata; Aves; Passeriformes; Muscicapidae
Product: cytochrome c oxidase assembly protein COX11, mitochondrial
Exons: 5
Coding region: 30-731 (233 amino acids)
Cellular component (GO): mitochondrial inner membrane
Molecular function (GO): copper ion binding
Source: RefSeq, a predicted model, not a curated record
CCUGUCCCGGGAGUCCCCGCGCCGCGGCCAUGGCGCUGUGCGGGCGGGGCUGGGCGCGCUGUGCCCCCGGGCUGCGGCUCGGGGCCUUGCCCCGGCCCGGGCUCUGCGGGACCCGCGGCGUGCGGCGCUCCAACCCCUUCACCCGGCAGCAGGAGGAGGAGUGGCGGCGCCGGAACCGCUCGGCCGUGGGCUACAUCGCGGCGGCGGCCGUGGGCAUGGUGGGACUGUCGUACGCGGCCGUGCCGCUGUACCGCCUCUACUGCCAGGCCACGGGGCUCGGCGGCACGGCGGGCACGGGCGGCGGCGCGGAGCGCAUCGAGCGCAUGGAGCCCGUGCGGGACCGGCGCAUCAGGGUCACCUUCAACGCCGACACGCACGCCAGCAUCCAGUGGAACUUCAAACCGCAGCAGAGCGAGAUCUGGGUGGUACCAGGGGAGACAGCACUGGCAUUUUAUAAAGCAAAAAAUCCUACUGACAAACCAAUAAUUGGAAUCUCCACCUACAACGUUGUCCCCUUUGAAGCAGGACAGUAUUUCAAUAAAAUACAGUGUUUUUGUUUUGAAGAACAGAGGCUAAAUCCUCAGGAGGAAGUGGACAUGCCUGUCUUUUUCUACAUUGACCCAGAGUUUGCAGAGGACCCUAAAAUGGCUAAAGUUGACUUGAUCACCCUCUCUUACACCUUCUUUGAAGCAAAGGAAGGACAGAAGUUGCCUCUUCCUGGGUAUCAGUAACAUGCCUUCUCUACAAAAUGUGACUUUUGCUACAUCUGAAGGCCAGUUUUGAUGCCAUUUUUCCUUAGAAGAAAAAACUACAGGACUACUGUGCAGAAAUUAUAUUAGUAAACCUCCAAUGGCACAUGCUGUUACGAAAGUAUAUUUUUUUUUUUUGGAAGCCAACUUAAUGUAUCCCUGUUUCUUAGGGAUAGUAUUUCUUCAUCAGACAGUGGAAGGGAACACACUGUUUCUGAUAUAGAGAGGGUUUUCUCAGGCCGUCUUUUUAUAAGAUGUUACCUGAAUACCACAAGACAAUUUUUUAAACCAAUAUGUGAAGUAGUAUCUUCAUUUAAAUACAGAAGAAAAAAAUCAGUUGAUUCAGCAUCUAAACUUCCAUCGCUGGCUCUGGAAAACAACUUGCAUGUUAAGUUACUUUAGAAAAAGGUAAACCCAGAUAAUAAAUUAAGGUAAUCUCAUAACUAACAAAGUUAUACUGUUAUUUCUGUGUAAGCCUCCCUGGCACAGGAGAAGAUGAUGAUUCAGAAGGUGAUGCACCCUCUCAUGUUAUUACUGAAUCAGUAGUUCAUUUGGUAAGAGCAGACUGCUCUAAAGCUGUAAUUGUGAGAACAGUAAUUGAAGUGUAAGCACAUCAGAUCUGUGGGCUGGUUUCUGUUUGGGAACACCAUCUCAUUUCCAUGUUGUGUCCCCCUCACUGGAAGUGUCUGUCCUGUAAUGAGUGCUCUUUGCCUCUGCAGAGGGCUCUGCUCUGGGCACCUCCACAAGAGACAAGCUUGGCUUGUGUCUGACAUGCUUUGAGGGGAGGGCAGUGUAUAAACAACUGCUCUGAACUGCAGCUGAAUGAACAGCAUAGGUGUCUCCCCAAAAACCAAAAUCAGCAUUCAGAGGCUGAGUUGGCCAGAGCCUACCCAGCAGUGCAGCAGCUCCUCAGGGGGACACUCUGUUUACCAUCAGAACACAGAAGCCUGUAUUUAUGUAACUUUUGGUCAUUAUCUGUGGAGUAGGUCUAAUAACACAUUAUCACUGCCUUGUAAACCAGGAGCAAGUUGCAGAGCAAGUUCAAGUAACCUGCUCAUUUUCAGACAGAAAUUAGUAUCAGCCAGUAUCUCUUGUGCUGGGCCAGGUCUUUCUACUCCUUCCAGCAGAGAAGAUGUAACAAAGUAAGGCUGAUGUUGGUUAGCUGGGACUCUGAAAAGGCAAUGGGUACUUAAGAAACAACUUCCAGUUACUUAAGUCUCAAUUUUAUUUGCAUACAGUAACUCAAAAGCUGCUUUUUUGAAAAUAAAUGGAUGCUAUCUUUAAAAUGCAUUAUUGUACCAAUUACUGGUUUUGGUUAAACAGAUUCUGGAUGACAUACAGGUCUUCACUGUAUAUUAAAGAUUG